UGUUGUUUUAACUAAAUCUUUUUUGUACAAACAAAGAUGGCUGCUGCUUCAUCUCCUUUCAUUUCCCUCAUCUUCCUCCUCUUCCUCGCUGUUGCUGCGGAGUUGAAACCGUCACCUCAACGAGACAACAAACAGGUCUUACACUCUCUGUUUGGCUCUCAUCUUUCAACUCUCAUCUUGGCCACUCCCACUUUUGAUGACAUCACAGAGGGAUCAGCCGGACAGCUCACCAAGGCCUCCACAACUCCCGCUGCAGUACUGCCUGUGAGCCGCGCCCUUGCAAAGCGAGUGAACAGCAGGACUGAGGCAGUCCCUCAGUUCUUUCUCAACUUCCUGCGGCGACAGACCAAGAUGAGGAGGUGGAGCCGCAAGUCGAUGAUGGGAGGGAGAGGAUGCUUUGGGAUGAAGAUGGACCGUAUUGGGUCCAUGAGUGGUCUGGGCUGUUAG
This is a messenger RNA of Pelmatolapia mariae (spotted tilapia), 447 nucleotides long. RefSeq names its product natriuretic peptide C-like 2 (gene nppcl2). Lineage: Eukaryota; Metazoa; Chordata; Actinopteri; Cichliformes; Cichlidae. Gene Ontology annotation, cellular component: extracellular region. Gene Ontology annotation, biological process: cGMP biosynthetic process; receptor guanylyl cyclase signaling pathway. Bases 37 to 447 code for a protein of 136 amino acids. Gene Ontology annotation, molecular function: hormone activity. The record is from RefSeq and is a predicted model, not a curated record. The transcript is spliced from 2 exons.